UAGAGCCGGGCCUUAGAGCAUUUAUUGUCAAAAAAAAAUUUUUUUUCAGCCUUUCGGGUCAAUCUCCUUUCCUCGGAUUUUAAAAAUUAUUUCUCUAAUUAGAGCCUGGAUUUGUAUUUUUCAACGCAUUAUUUUAGAGGGCUUCUAUAAAAUGGACUUGUAAUAGAAGUUAACUUUUUUUCGAUCAGCCUACUUGUGGGAGGAGGAGGGGCUUGUAUUAAAUAUAGGCUUUAAUUGGAGCCGGGAUUUUGAGCAUUUAUUGUCAAAAAAAUUUUUUUUUAAUUUUUUUUCAGCCUUUCGGGUCAAUCUCCGUUCCUCGGUGAAACAUUAGCACAUACCUAUUGUAAUGUAGAAAAAGGACGAUGGAUGUUUUGUGAAGAAUUUAGAGAAAAUGGGAUAUCUGAUGAUGCAAAAGAUUUCAUUUCUCGUCUUUUAAUUGUUGAAAAAGAAAAAAGAAUUCUUCCAGAUGAAUGUCUCAGGCAUUGUUGGUUACUUAAAAACAGAGAAAGAGCAGCAUUAGCUGGAGCAGCUAGUCGUGCAAUAAGUCCAGCAUUAUUACCUUAUGAACAACAAAAACCUUUGGCAGUUGAAAAAUUGCGUAGCUAUGUGAAAAAUAAAAAAUUUAGGCGGCUAGUUUUUGGUGUACUAUUUGUUAAUUCGGUUAUGAGAAUGUUGAGGACUUUGCAGCAAAAUAAGAGUAGUCAUGGAAUUGAUUAUGUUAAGAAUAUGUUAGCAGUUGCUGAAUGUUGUCCAGAACGUCAAGAUGAAAGCAGUAUGUUAUUAAAAGCAUUUACUAAAAAGAGGGUAGAACCAACACCAGAAAAAACGCCUGAAAGACUAGCGGCAGCUGCAACUGAAAUAAAUGGACAACAACAAAAGGAGGAAAUUAAUAUUGUUAAAGAAAAGGAAGAAAAGCAACAGCAACAACCACAAACUCCUUCAACAACUCGUAGAAAAGUUAGAAAAGAAAAGGAACGUAAUGGAGAAGAUUUGGCAAAGAAAAGGAGUAAAUCAGAAGCAAGACGUGCUGUUGAUCAGCAAAGAACAAGAUCAAGUACUGAACAUACAUCAACUAAAAAACAACGACAGGAUAAUGAAGAGGAGGGGGAAGGAGGGAAUAUUAAGAAAAUAAGCAAAUCAUCAAUUUUCAAAUUUGGAUUAAAUGAAGAGAAAAAUCAGAAAUUAAAAACAGAAGAAAAACAAAAACAACCCAAAAAUAAAUCACCCCAACCAGCAACAAAAAAUUUUGGAAUUAAUGUAAUUAAGUUAGCUCAAAAUUUGGAAGAAGUUACCCCAAAACAACAAAUAAAUGCCCUUACAAAAAUUAAGCAACAACAAGAGGAGGAAAAUCAUCAACAGCAACAAGCUUCUCCUAAAAAUUCUUUUGUCAGUAAAAUGUUACAAAGAUUGGAACAACAAAAACAAGAAGAAGAAGGGAAAAAUAAAGAACAACAACAACCACUAACAUUUGCUGUAGCAGCUAUACCUUUAAAGAAGGAAGAUAAUUUAAUUGUUAAAUCACCCAAAGUUGAUAGAAAGAUUCCAAUUAAUUGGAGGGAAGAGGUUGCGAUGAGAGCGGAGGAGGUAGGAAAGUAUGUCGCGGAUGAUUUAAAUCCAUAUGAAAGAGAAAGAUCCCAUACAACAACAGAAAAACGGAAAAAACUUGUUAAAAGAAAAGUUAGUAAAGUAAAAACAACAGAAAAUGAAGAAGAAAAAAUAAAAUUUGAAGAAAAAAUGGAAAUUGAUCAUCAAAAUAAAAAAGAAAAUAAACAAAAUGGACAUUGUAAAAAUAAAAAAGAAGAAGAAAAAAUGGAAUUGGAUAAUAAUAAUGAAAAUUUAAUUAAGCCACAAACCCCUAGAACAAAGAAGAAAAUGAUUUUGGUUAGAAAAAGAAGAGAAUCUACUGUGGCACCGACUGAUGGAAUAGGUGUUGAGAAAGGGUUGAAUGGAUUAAAUCACCUACGGCAGCAACGAAUCUCCAAAAAAUUUGUAAAAUCAAGCAACUCAAUGGAUGAAAGUCCAGUUGUUGGACAUGAUGUUUUUGAUUUUAGAUUGUUACGUAUGAAAUUGCAAAAUCGGAUUAUGGGUAUGAAAGACGAAGAAGAAUUGGCAACAGAAGCAGAAAAUAAACGAAAAUUUGAAUUACAAAAACAGCAACGUGAAUUACAAACAAAUUUAAAUAUUAAAAUGGCAAUGCGCAAAUGGCUAGCUAUGGAUAAAGAAAGUAAACAACAGAAGUUUAGUUGUCGACGACCACCAACACCGAUAAACGGGCCAAUCCCUGAAUGGGCUAAAUAA
Messenger RNA from Meloidogyne enterolobii, 2298 nucleotides. Lineage: Eukaryota; Metazoa; Nematoda; Chromadorea; Rhabditida; Meloidogynidae. The record is from the annotation of a GenBank genome assembly.